Cutaneotrichosporon oleaginosum is the source of this 3497-nucleotide messenger RNA. RefSeq lists its product as uncharacterized. The record is from RefSeq and is a predicted model, not a curated record. Gene Ontology annotation, cellular component: cytoplasm; cytosol; nucleus. Gene Ontology annotation, molecular function: protein serine/threonine kinase activity; ATP binding. Gene Ontology annotation, biological process: intracellular signal transduction; protein phosphorylation; negative regulation of glycogen biosynthetic process. Lineage: Eukaryota; Fungi; Basidiomycota; Tremellomycetes; Trichosporonales; Trichosporonaceae.
UCCAUCUUGCCAACAGUCUCCCUCAAUCCCGGCUGCCCGCUUCCAGCCACCCCUUCCACUCUGCAAGCAGACGUGUCUCGCGACUCGACACGUUCUGCUGCAAAUGAUUCCACCUAACGACAAUGCCGCCCUCGGCCUGUCCUUUGGCUCUGGCGGUCGCGAUGCCGGGCCAUCGACCACUCCAUCAAGCCCCGAGCGGCGUCUGGUCAGCGAGAAUAUGCCAGCCGUGACAAACGCUAAGCAGGAGCUUCACAGCGGUGAUGGACACAAGGCUGGAGCCGGCGUCUUGGCUCACCCAGCUAUCCCCCCGCCCCCAAGUCCCCGACGGCAUCGGAGUGGGGGCCUUUCGCGCAUGCGUGCAGCAUCGGGUGGCAUUGCCUCGAGCAAGAGCUUUGGAGAUUUGAUUCAUGGCUUGACCAUGACAUCUGCUCCUCAACCCAUGGACACAGCCCCCGCCUCGGACGCGCCUCCAAGUAGUUGGAGGAGUGCGAGUGACGGGUCACGGCUCGCGGACGACCAGAUCGAGAACCACGAAGGUGGCGACUACGAUAACAGCGCGCGCUUCUAUCACCGCAUGCACUCGUCUUCGCGGGCAGCGUCACCAACGAGGACAGGCAGCGCUUCGCCAGGGGGGCGUUCCGCGUCAGGAGGCGCCUCGCCUUUGAUCAUGCGCCGCAAUCUCACACUUCCUCCAGGCAGCCAGGGGCACUCGCCAGGCGCUAAUUUAUCGACAUCACUAUCUCCAAACUCGCGGUUUCUCCAACAGCAUCUUCCCCCAACCUUCCCGCUCUCCAACUCGCCGCAGCCAAGUCCAGAUGCUGCCGAUGCUGCAGACCCACUUGCGCUGCCUAUGCCGCAAUCAGCAUUCACAAACGCUCAAGUCAUCCUCACACCAACGACACGAGAAUGGCGCGAACUGAAGGAGAUUGGGCGCCUUGAGGGAGAGGCUGUACCGGACACCGACAGCGACUCAGCUAGUCCGACGUCCCCCGGGAGUGGCAAGAAGCCCGCAACCGGCAACGACUAUUUCUCCAACGCGCGCAGGGACAUGCCCGAUACCCCCGUCACCCCUGGACGUCCAGUUUUCCAGCCAGUGAUCACUGCUGCCAGCCCAAUUCCGCCCGGUGACAAGGGGCCGGAAGGGGGCGAUGGUGCAGGAGAGGUGCCCGCUGUCGUGCUGCAAGACAUGGAUGGCAAUAGUAUCAACGAGGACGAAGCCAUUUCGAUGGACGCGUCUCUGGGGUUCUCAAGCUUUGGCAGAAGUGACUCUCUCCGCAUCAAAACUAGACCCAAUUCCAAGACCCCGAAGGAGAAGACGAAACGCGAGCUCCAGCGCGAACAACUCUUCAAAAUGGUCGACCAGGAAAUAGCAGAGGCGGAACCUGAGCCCGAACCUGGGCAUCGGACGUGGAACAUCCGGGGUGUUGGUAGCGGAGGUGGCCUCGACUCGCGGAUGAGUCGAGACGGCUCGUCUAUGUCUGAUGCGGGUGCGAUUGAACCUGAGAAGAAGUGGGAAGAACCGCCCGUCGAGCUUGGAUCACUCAAGGCAACACCAACCAAGGCGGAGCGCUCGCCCCAGUCCAUGUCCGAGCGUUCGCCUUCCCGCUCACCCGAGGCAGCCCGAACCCUUGCCGCAAUAUCUUCUCCAAAGGAUUCUGCUGCUCGACCUCGUCCAUCUCCUUUGCAAGCCACGUCUGUCGCGGGUGCGACGCAAUCUGGAUCUGACGGGUCUCUCGGCUCGGAUAUUGACUCGGCUCCAAAGAAGGUCGAGCCGGCUCUCCAGUCACCGCCCCCCGAAACGCAGGUCGAGCGCUACGAGGCCAUCCGGCACUACGCGCGACAACUGUCCACCCGCAAGUCAUUAGGCUCGGGACCCUCGCGCCCGCCGUCUCGCGCGCCCUCGCGUCGCGGGUCCUGCGAGGCCGAGGCGACGACGCCGAGAUCGCCUAGGAGACGCGACACGCUGCGUGUCUCGCUCGUCGCGGGGCGUGUCGUCAAACCAGCUGAAUUUCCGGGGCUCUCACCCCUGACUCCUUCAAACCCUGCAGGUGUCAUGUCGGCCAAGUCGACGUUGCAGAGCUUCUCGCCGUUUCGCCGUGCGAGUCCCACCGGAGUGCGGCCGCCACUGUCAACACAGGGAUCGUCGUUUUCUGUUGGCGGAUCGUUUUCGGGCGCCGGGUCGUACGCGUCAAGCAUUCUCGCGCCGAGCCAGCCGCCGACGCCUGCAAAUGAGUCUGCACAGAACGGAAUUGGCGGCAACGGCAUUGACGAUUAUAUCAUCCUCAAGGAGGCGGGCCAGGGAGCUUAUGGCCUUGUGAUGCGGGCCAAGGUCAAGGGUGCCAAAGGCGAGCCCAUCGGUGAUGAGGUCAUAAUCAAGUACAUCAUCAAAUCUCGCAUCCUCGCCGACUGCUGGAAGAAGCACAAGGCGCUCGGCCCGAUUCCAGUGGAAAUCCAUGUCAUGGACUUGAUCCGCCACUUGAUCUACUUGCCCCCAACCAAGCCGCACCCUUGGGACCCAUUCCGAACCAGACGCGACGCUAAUAGCAACGGCGGCGGUGUCCUCGGACACUCAACUCCCGAUCAAGUCGCCGACUCGGCCGCCGUCAGUCGCUCGAGCACCCCGGCAUCGCAGGUGAAUACGACGUCCCGAUACAUCUCGAGUGAGAUCAAGCACGCCCCGGAAAGAGGCCACCCGAAUGUGUGUAAGCUGCUCGACUUCUUCGAGGACCGCGAAUUCUACUACCUGGUGAUGCCGCGGUAUGGGACGGGCGUGGAUCUUUUUGACUACGUCGAAUCCCACCCAGACGGUUUACACCCGUUCGAAGUUCGCAGCUUUGUCGGACAGCUCACAGAUGCCGUGCGUUUUUUGCACACAAACGGCAUUGUGCACCGCGAUAUCAAGGACGAAAAUGUGAUUCUCGACGGUGAAGGCAGAUGCCAGCUCAUCGACUUUGGAUCGGCGGCACACUGGCGGCCGGGCAAGCGCUGGGACACGUUCAGCGGCACACUGCAUUACGCAUCACCGGAGAUUCUGCGCGGCGAGAUGUACGGCGGAAAGGAGCAGGACGUAUGGGCGCUCGGCACGGUAGCCUACGUCCUCCUGGUCGGGGAGACACCAUUCUCCGAGCUGCCGGAUGAGGUCUUCACCGGCCUGGUACCAGGGUCACGCGCCGAGAUGGCACUCGUAGCGCGGUGCGGCUCACCAGACGAGGGUCGCGAGCCAGACGGUGGUGGUUCACUGCGUGAUGCCGCAGACUUCGUGCGCCAGUGCCUGCAACCCGAGGUCAGCGACCGGCCGACUGCGGAGCAGCUUCUGUUGCACAGGUACCUGGCUGGCGGGGCGGGGUGGGUCGGUCACCGUGGGUGGGACCGCAAGGCCUCGCCCGCGCCGAUCACGGUUGUGGCAUAGCUGUUUAGCACUGUGUUUUUAGAGGUAUGGGGGAUAGAACGGCAGAGCGCGGAAAUUGAAGCAAAUCUACAUCUUCAUCUGUCGUAUC